UGGGAUGCCUGAGGAGGAUGUAAACAACUGAAGAUAAACAGCAGUAGUUAUCGUCUAGGAUAUCCGCGACUUGACGCUUUCUGCACCAGUGAGGACGAGCAUGCAGUUACCUUGCUUGUGCUAACAAUAUAUGUAAGAAUGGCUUCCAGUGCCUCUCGUUCCGAGUUGGAUGAAGACAGGUGUUUUUUUGGGAAAAUCACUGGUGAUGAAGCAAAGGACAUAUUAUUAAAAGAGGGAGGAGAAGAAGGAACAUACCUCAUACGGGAGAGCUGCUCUUCUCAAGGAAACUACGUUCUCUCCUUCAUUACUGAAGGACAUCCAAUACACAUUCUAAUUCAAAAAUACAGAGAAGGUGCAUUUUUUUCUCUUGUGGUUGCAGAUGAAUCCCCAGCACAGGUAUUCCAUGGACUGGAUAGCCUGGUAAACCACUUUUCUCAGAAUCCAGUUGGAGCUUCAGCCACCAUUCUCUGUCACCCGUGCCUUGGAGAACAGCUUCCAGCUGAGGUUAGGCUUCAUGGUUCAUCCAGUCUUCUUCAUAGGUCAACCAGUCAAGGUAACAUAAUUGUUGUGUCGGAGCUACUAAAGUCAGGGUACAAAAAAAUUGAUGACAAAAAUAACAAUGGUCAGACUGCUCUACAUAUAGCAAGUAUGAAGGGAUAUGAAGAAAUUACGAAGAUGCUUCUGCAGUCAAUGGCCUCUGUUGAAGUUCGUGAUGAAGAAGGUGUAACGCCCUUACAUCUUGCUUCUAGAUACAAUAAUCCUGCUAUAGUGCGACUUCUUGUAGAGAUGAGCCAAGCAGAUAUUCAAGCCAGGGCCACGAAUACAGGUGCUGUUGCCUUGCAUGAAGCUGCUGAACACGGCAGUGUUGAGUGUAUAAAGGUGCUGCUGGCUCUUGGUGCUCCAUCAUGCCCUCGUAAUGCUAAUAUGGAAACUCCAGUUGACCUUGCCAAGAAAAUGGGUCAAAAAGAAUGCUACAGUCUAUUAGUGCAUCACCGUGCCCCUGUUGCUCGAUAUCAGUUAAAGAACUAUUACCAUGGAAGUAUUGAUCGUUAUUUGGCCCAGGACCGUAUUCUCAGUUCUCCAAAUGCUACAUCUGGACAUUUCCUGUUACGUCAGAGCACCAGGAAGCAUGAUGUUUUUGUAUUGACUCUUUUGUUUAGAGAGCAGGUGUACAAUUUUGAAGUUUCUGGUGAGGAUUGGUUUUGCAUUGAUGAUGGUCCAUGCUUUGCUUCAUUAGAGUCAAUGAUAGACCAUUACGUGCGCUUCAUGGAUGGUCUUCCUUGUCGUCUUGUGACUCCUGUCUUGUCUCCUCAGUCACUGCCAGAUGAAGACAUCCAAAUAGCACUGCUACAUCCUACUCUGUCUAACUCUAAGGAAGUUGUGUAUUGUGAAGGUAGUGAUGGAAAUCCUAGUUGUGAUGAGCAACAACCUUUGCUUUCUGCAGUUAGUCAAGAAGAUCUGAAGAUCCGUCCAUCACACACAUUGGACACACCUACUGUACAAAAUCCUGACAUUGUUAUCACACAAUCUGUGUCUCGGCAAUCAAGAGAUUUAAUUGAUCUGUAUAGUUCCCAACAAAAUUUAGAAGAGUCUCUUAGCAAUUCCAGCAAUCUUCAGGCAAAAGUUCCAUCAAGGGAUUCCCUCAAAUUAGAUUUGCAGAGUCUGACUAUCAGUAGCAGCUCAACAGAUACCACAAAUGUCAGCGGCAGCAGCCCAACAAUGGAUGGGAACCGGACAGAUGAAGUAUUUGGUGAAAUUGAUAUCAAUCAUCUUAGUAUUGGACCAUGUCUGGGGAAUGGUGAAUUUGGAUCAGUAUUGAAAGGCAUCUGGCUUAGUCCUUCUGGAGACAAGAUUGAUGUAGCUGUUAAAACACUUCACAAUGAUGAUAAAGUCAAUAAGAAGAAUUUCCUCAAAGAAGCAGAAGUGAUGAUGAAUCUCAACCACUUGUAUAUUGUUAAGCUGGUUGGUGUGUGUCACGGUCCACCAGUAGCUAUGGUCAUCCUUAACUUUGGCUAAAAUCAGUGACUUUGGCCUCUCUCGAGCCCUAGGAUUUGACAAAGACUACUACACUGCCAGUGAUGGAGGAAAAUGGCCACUAAAAUGGUAUGCUCCAGAAUCUAUAUAUUAUGGAACAUUUACUCACAGUAGUGAUGUAUGGAGUUACGGUGUAACACUGUGGGAGAUGUACACAUUUGGUGAUCAGCCAUAUGGAGAUCUUCCAGGCCAUAAAGUUGUUGAACUCCUUGACAAGAACGAAAGACUUCCCAAGCCAGAGAAAUGUCCUAAGGGGGUGUUUGACCUAAUGCUUCGGUGCUGGAGUUAUAAGGCACCAAAGAGACCAGCUUUUAGAGAGCUAGCAGCCAUUUUCAGAACUAAACCAGAGUAUAUAAAUAUUAAACCAUAUUUCAAAUGAUAUUAUCAAUAUAAGUUUGUGUUCCAUAUUUUGAAAGGGAUUACUUGCCAUUAUUUUGUAUGCAAUGAAUAUCUACAGAAUUUAUUUUGCAAACAAAAUAUCUUGGGUUAUUGUGAUUUUCUGAGGGGAGCCCUGUUGGAUUCCUGAAGCCAUCAAACUAACAUGUGCCAUAUUAGUUUGGUGCCAUCAGUCUUUUGGAGUUCGAGUGCCUACUGGGGCCACGAGCCAGAACCUGACCCACUCAGGGAGGCCCACUCAUAUGAGCUCUCUAUAUUUAGAGUUUGUCAUGUUUGCCAUCAACCAGGGAUACCACCUGAAAUGUAAACGAACCAUUACAAAUCUCUAUCUGCUAGAAAUUGCAAUCUAUGUCCGAAGAGAAUCAAUGAACUUCCCCAAUAGAAAACAGUGAAACAAGCAACAGAUCAUCCAACUAGCGUGCCCACUUGUUAGCGCCUCACCCUCUCCCGACAGGGAAAAAAGGGACCUAGCUCAGGUGAGACUGCCGCACCACCCUCAGUUCAUAGACUGAUGUGCUGGUGUUCACAUGUCCUCUCUGACCUCAAUUUGGCCUCAAUUUUUGUCUGGCUUUGCAUUUGUGACUUUGUCAACUGUGUUGUGACCAGGUGUUCCUACAAGUAUUCUGAGCUGCAUGUGCCUAGGAUUCCCUUCCCUAGGUGCCUGGUAAGUACUUCCCUUGUGGGUCAGAGUUCUCUUCCCUGGGUCGUUCGAGUCUCACUCUCAUUUGAGGACUUCAUCACUUGGUGUUGUUCUCGCCCUUGGGGUUUGCUGGGGGUUUUGGGCUUCUUAUCUUGCCCCGGGUAGGGAGUGGAUUUGUGCUGGGUGCGGGGGGUGGGUGCACUGCAGCCGGCUCAGCUUGCAUUCAGCGGCGGCCAAGGAUUCUCCUUAGGGACUGGUUAGUCUGUGUGUUGCUUUGGGGUACUUUUUGUUUCUUUAUUUUUUAGUGCAUUCUCGCUUCCUCAGCAGAGGAGGUCUGCCUAGUUUCCCAUUACGCUAGCCUAGGUUGUGUUUGGUAGUCAUUAUCUUUUGUUCCGAGGUUUCUCAGCGACGCCGGUUGUCAGUUUGCCAGCAGUAGACAGGGGUUACUGGCUUAGCUGGCUCCAGUGCCUGGGCUUCCUGUAGAGCUAACAUACCCCUACAGGCCCUGGAAAUCCCUAUAGGGCUCGGGGGUACCAUGGACGUGUCUUCCGAGCCCUGUCUCGCCUUGUGUGAUACCGAGGGGUGUUCAUUGACUUUGCCUCCUGGUGACGAUCAUACAUCCUACCUCUGUCAUGUUGCCUGUUGGGUCGGAGACACCUUCAACCCUGAAUCUUGUAGGACAUGUCUUGGGUCAAUAUUCGGGUGCGAGUGUUUUGGAAAUCGAACAGGGUCCUGACCGCCUGAUCUUCUAAACAUUCUGGGGCCCUGUGCAGCCUUAUGUUGCAUUGGGACGUUUUUUGCGGCCAGUUGUUUCAUCUUCAUUGUGAGCCCUGCGGUGCUGCUGCCUCCUGGGUAUCUUGAGGUUAUCUUGAGAUGGUUUCAAGGCUUAGCCUUCCCGUGGCUAAGGGGAGGCUAAGGCCUCCUUUUUUGUUACAAAGGCUUUCGACAGAGUUCCACACAAGAGGUUGUUCUGGAAACUGGAACAUAUUGGAGGGGAAACAGGUAAGCUUCUAACAUGGAUGAAAAAUUUCCUGGCU
Molecule: messenger RNA, 4107 nt
Organism: Procambarus clarkii (red swamp crayfish)
Lineage: Eukaryota; Metazoa; Arthropoda; Malacostraca; Decapoda; Cambaridae
Source: RefSeq, a predicted model, not a curated record